This is a messenger RNA of Drosophila guanche, 3554 nucleotides long. It is a transcript of the gene Ptp61F, whose product is annotated as tyrosine-protein phosphatase non-receptor type 61F. The coding region runs from base 99 to 1826 and encodes 575 amino acids. Gene Ontology annotation, molecular function: protein tyrosine phosphatase activity. The transcript is spliced from 6 exons. Gene Ontology annotation, biological process: protein dephosphorylation. The record is from RefSeq and is a predicted model, not a curated record. NCBI's taxonomy places the organism in Eukaryota, Metazoa, Arthropoda, Insecta, Diptera, Drosophilidae.
UGAUUAAGCCGCGGUCACACUGCUAGUCACAACGCCGCCUGGACUCCAAAUUAAAAGUAAAAUUAAAACGCAGGAAACAAAACAACAAACAGUGCACAAUGAGUGAGCAGAAAACAAGUGGGUCGCCGUCCCCAACAAGCACAAAGGAUAACGCGGCCGCCAGGCAAAAGAUUGAAACGGAAUAUAACAAUAAAAAGACUGGAUCGGGCUGGCAUCGCUUCUACAAGGAAAUCUCUGAGAAAUGCGAUCGCGGGGCUAAAGAGCAACAGUUCAGUACGCUGGAAUCGGAGCGUUCACAGAAUCGUGGCCUGAAUCGCUAUAGGGAUGUGAAUCCCUACGAUCACUCGAGGAUUGUCCUGAAGCGCGGCAGCGUGGAUUACAUCAAUGCCAAUCUGGUGAAGCUGGAGCGUGCCGAUCGUCAGUACAUACUGACCCAGGGACCCUUGGAGGAUACUGUCGGCCACUUCUGGCUGAUGGUCUGGGAGCAAAAAUCGAGCGCCAUUCUCAUGCUCAACAAGUUGAUGGAGAAAAAGCAAAUCAAAUGCCAUCUGUACUGGCCCAAUCAGCUCGGAGCGGAUAAGGCCUUGAAGCUGCCCAAUGUGCAGCUCACCGUGGAGCUUGUGCGCUGUGAGACGUACCAGAACUUUGUGCGGCGGUGGUUCAAAUUAACCGAUCUCGAAACCCAAAAGAGCCGCGAGGUGAUGCAGUUCCACUACAUCACAUGGCCAGAUUUUGGCAUUCCCAGUUCGCCAGAUGCAUUCCUGAAAUUCUUGCAGCAAGUACGUGACUCUGGCUGCCUCAGCAACGAUGUCGGUCCGGCCGUGGUGCACUGCAGCGCCGGCAUUGGCCGCUCGGGCACUUUCUGCCUGGUCGACUGCUGCCUUGUGCUCGUAGACAAGCUCGGCGAGUGCAAUGUGUCGCAGGUGCUGUGCGAGCUGCGCAGCUAUCGCAUGGGACUCAUACAGACAUCCGACCAGUUGGACUUUUCCUAUCAGGCCAUCAUCGAGGGCAUCAAGAAGCUGAACGAUCCCACCUUUCUCGACGCUAAGGAACCAAUCAUUGGCAAUGAGACAGAUACACAUGCACAGGAUGAAGUGCCGCCACCGUUGCCGCCUCGCACACAUUCGCUGAACUUGCCACUGGCCCCCAAUGCGGGCGGAGUGCUCUCGCUGAAUAUGCGUGCCGCCCAGUCCAAUGGCGAGGAGGUGUCUGCUGAAAAUAUUGGCGACAAGCCCUCGGUGCUGAGCAGCAAGGAUGCUCUGAAUAAUUUCAUCAACCAGCACGAGAUCAUUAACGCUGAGGUGGCCGACAGUCUGCGUCCCUUGCCGCCCUUGCCGACGAGGCCUCUGAGGUCGUUUCAGGAGUCGGACAGCGAUGAGGAUCUGGAUGAUGAUGACGAUGAUGACGAAGACGAUUAUGAUGAUGAGGAGAACGACGAAGAUUUUGAAGCGGAUUAUGAGAACAUUAAAUUGCCCGAUGUGGAGCCCGUCAAUGGCAGUGUAUCGACGACGACGCCCCAAGAUGAUGAUGUGAAUGCCAACAGUGAGAAGCCAGCUCCAGCCGAACAGCACAAGGCCAAUGGCAUUGACACAGUGGGUCAGUCGCAGACGCAGACACCAGCGAGUCCCGAGAACGAGCUGAAGCGACGAAAACGCAACGAACAGCAAGCACAGCUGCAGAAGCAAAUCAACAAUAUGAAACGGAAGCUGCGGGAGAGCGAGGAUGGGCAGAAGGCGUCAAAAAAAGGAAGGUCAUUACUCACAUAUAUUGCGGCUGGUGUUGUGGUGGGCGUGAUCUGCGCCUACGCAUACACGAAGCUAGGUUAAGUGUCCCCGCCCCCCACAACCCCCACCUACCUACCCAUUAAGUAGACGUAGACCUAGCCAUUGAGUAGGCACAUUAGUAGCAAUAGCAGUAUGACGCCCAUUGCCGCGGGACACCGAUCCUCCCCAGCAUUCGCGUCUCGGGCUAACAUCUAAUGUCAGCACGGAUCAGAUCGGAAUCGGAUCGGAUUGGAUCGCUUCGCCUCGCAACGCAAUCAACGCGACGAUUGGGUUGAAUGAACGAUACGACGACGAUACACAUGAUGCAUACAUAUAAUAUUAGGGAAUUUUUUACGAGUAUAUUGAGAAAGAUACUAAAACAAAAGAAGAAGCAGAGGCAAAAUGCAAACAAAAACUAAGCGAAAAUCGGGUAGAAAUCACAUCAAAAGUAGAUUUUCCGCAAUAGACUGACAUUUUAGAUCAAAUUUAUUUUCUACAUUUUAAUAAUGGAAAUAUUUAAUAACGAAAAAGAAAAUCCGAAGAGAAAAAACCCAAACCCCCCAGUUCCCAGUUCCCCUGUGCACGAAUUAUCGUUUUCCACAACCUUCCAGUCCCCCCACAAACAUGCAAAUUCACAUCCUUCGCUCGCUAUGCAAUAAAAUUUUAUAACAUAUACGGAGUACGUUAUAUCUAUUAUAUUUACGCUCUACGUUCCAAUCACACACACACACACACACACACUGAGACACACACGCCCCCACCCACGCGCUUCACUUGUUGUUGUACAGCAAUUUCUUAUAGCAUACGAAUUAUGUAUUUAAUUAUUUAUGAAGAGAUUUACGUGAAGGAGAACACGAAGAACACUUGUUGUAGUACCAUGGCAAAAAAACAAAAACGAAAUGCAGCAAAUGUGCCAAAAAAAACAAACGAAAAAGAAAGAAAAGAGAAAACGAAAAAGAACCGAAAAAAAACUAUGUGAAAGCCCCUUUAUGACAAUUUCAAUUUACUUUGCUCCGGAAUCCCUUCCUACAUUUGAAUUGUAUUUUGUUUUUUUUUAACGAUUUAUCAUAAAAUGCACUCCACAAAAGAAAAGAAAGAACGAAGAAUAUGCAGCGCCAUUGAAGCAAUAAUAAAAGUAAUGCAAAAUAGCACAAAAAACAACUACGAGUAAAUCAGUAUGAUUAUGAUAUAUAAUAUAUAAAGGAGAAACGGGAGAGACUAUAAAAUGGUUUCUCCCCACCCCAUAGAUUAAGUGUGUAUGUACCGUAAUAAUAGAAGAGCCCAGAAGGCAAAGAGAGAACGAGAGGAGAGCGCAUGCAAGAAUACCAUAAGAGUUAUUUUUUAUAUAUGUGUUAAUCCACGAUUUAACGGAAAAUUCAACUAACCAGAUGCUGCAGCAAGAGAGACAGACAGACAUUAAAACAUAAACGAACGAAAGAAAGAGUGCAAUGGCAGAGGAAAUAAAAGUGGAAUGGAAUGGAGUGGAGAGCAGAGGGAUAACUUUUAUAAACAUAUAAACUAAAUAAACGAAAAAUACAUAUUUAUAUAAAGUAUAUAUUUAAAGAGUAACCCAACAUGAACAAUACCUAUAGUAAUGCCUAGUUAACUGAACAAUUGGUUAAGUACACGCACACACACAAACACACAAUGCCCCCCACUCACACCACACCACGCACACAACGAACCACAAACGUAAAAUAAAAUAUAUAAUGCCUAUAUGAGAGAUGAACGAACAGAGAGAAGUGAGAGAAAGUAUUCAAAUAAAGCUAUAUAUGUUUAAGACACCAAGAA